Sorghum bicolor (sorghum) is the source of this 11106-nucleotide messenger RNA. Its product is annotated as titin homolog. The coding region runs from base 94 to 10794 and encodes 3566 amino acids. The transcript is spliced from 8 exons. Lineage: Eukaryota; Viridiplantae; Streptophyta; Magnoliopsida; Poales; Poaceae. The record is from RefSeq and is a predicted model, not a curated record.
UUUUCAGAGAGAAGCCACUCCAUCUUUCUUUUUCCUUUUUCCUUUCUUCUUUCUUCUCCUUCUUCUUCUUCUUUCACAUUCUGAUCUGGAGCAAUGGCGACCGAAGAUGAAGCGAGAGAAGCAGCAGAUGGGACGGAAGUCCAAGUGGAAGCUGUGGAUUUAGGAACAGUUCAUUUGCAUGCACACCCAGAAGGCAAGCUUUCAUCUCUGAUGGAGAUCAAGAGCAUGGGAGAAACCGUUGUUUCAACUGAAGGAACGUUGAAGAUUCCAGAGGAUCAAGUUUUUGUAGAAGCACCCUCUGAUGUCCAACUUCCUCCAGAACAUAAUUUAAAUGGUGAAGCAUCUUCUGUGAGUGGCCAUACGGACAAAGAAGAGAAGGUUUCAAUUGAGCAGCCGCAUGACAACGACCAGGAAGAAGCAGAACUAGAUCAGAGCAACGGAAUCAACAAAGAAGAUGUGACUGAUGGUUUAAGCCAUGGAGAGAGCACACCAGAAGACAACUGCCUUCUGAAGCACAAGAAAGAUGAAGAACCCCAGGGUGAUGACCAACAAGAUUUAGGUGUUACAGUGAAUGAUGACUCUGUGCAGGAAGACACGCUGAAAACUGAUAAUGCUAUUGAGCAAACAGAUGUUGGUCAGCAAGACCAAAAUCAAGAACCAGAAGAGGCAAAUGAGAACACAGAACCUGCAAGCAUAACAAGCAAUGCCAAUGUUGACAAUGCUAUUGAGCAAACAAAUGAUGGUCAGCAAGACCAAAAUCCAGAACCAGAAAAGGCAAACGAGAACACAGAACCUGCAAGCAUUGCAAACAAUGCUGAUGUUGAGAUUGUAGCUGAGGCACCUACUGGACUCCAAGCUCCUGUGGAGAGACGUACGAAUGAUUCUGAUGGCAUUCUGGAGACUAUUGAUGAAAAGAGAGAAACAUAUGAACCAGCUAAGGAAGAUGAUGCUGUUCAUCCUGAAGAGAUGGCCAAAGUAGAAGAUCAACAGAGUCAGCAAGCUGAUAUGAUGGAUGCAGAUGUGGCCCCGGAAGAGAUCAAAUGUGAAGAAACUGAUCAGCAGGAAGAGAAGCCUAAAUCUGAAGCUCAUGAGCCAACAAUCGAUGCUCAAGGAGUGUUGAGUCAAGAAUCUGCUGAAGAAACUGAUGACCUGAUGAAUGAAAAGAUUAAAGAAACUGCGCACCAGAGGAAUGUAGCAGCUCCAAAGGAGACAACACUAGAACAUGAAGCAACAAUGAGUGCUCCACCAGUAAAUACUCAAGUGCAGAACCAGGAAUCAUUAGAAGAAAUAGAAGAUACUGAAGCAGAAAUCCAACCAAACAGUGGUUUUGGGGAUGCAAUUCCAGAAGAUCAAUCUAAUUUAGGUGUUACAAUAGACAAUGACACUGUGAAUGAGGACACACUGAGAGCUAUUGAGCAACAGGAUGAUGGUCAGCAAGAUGAGGAUCUAGAACCAGAAAAGGCAAUUGAGCAUACACAAUCUGCAAGCAUGGCAAACAUUCCCCAUGUUGAGAUUGUAACUGAAGCACCUUCUGGAGUCCAAACUCCUGGGGAGACGAAUCUGGACAACUCUGAUGCCGUUCCAGAUACUAUUGCUGCAAAAACCAAAACAGAUGACCCAGCUAAAGCACACACUGUUAUUAAUCCUGACCAGAAAGAGAGCUUUCCAGAAGAUACAUCUAAUGCAGAACCUACAGAAGAGGUAGUCAAAGCAGAAGAUCAACAGAGCCAGCAAGCUGAUGCGAUGGAUGCAAACAUGGUGCAGGAAGAGGUGCCUAAAUCUGAGCACGCUGAUGAGCCAGCAACUGAUGCUCUUGAAGUGCUGAAUCAAGAAUCUGCUGAAGAAAUUGAUGGCCCAGUGAAUACUGAAGGAACAGCCCACAAGGAAACAACACCUGUAGAUAUUCAAGCGCAGAACUGGGAAUCAUUAGAAGAAAGAGAAGCUACUGUAGAAGAAAGAGAAGUUGCUGAAGCAGUUGAUACUGAUGCACCAGUGCAACAAAGCACUGUUGCUUUUGAGGAGGCAGUUCUAGAAGAUCAACAUAAUUUAGGUGUUACAAAUAACACAGUGCAGGAAGACACGUUGGAAGCUACUGGGCAAACAGAAGGUGAGCAAUACCAGGACCUAGGAACAGAAAAUGCAACUGAGGACACACAACCUGCAACAACGGCAAACAUUCCUGAUGUUGAGGUUAUAGCUGAAGCACCUUCUGGAAUUCAAACUCCUGUGGGGAUCAAUCUGGACAUCUCUGAUUCCAUUCCUGAUACUACUGAUGGGAACACAGAAAUAGAUGAGCCAGCUAAAGCACACGAUGUUGCUCAUCCGGACAAAAAAGAGAACUUUCUAGAAGAUACAUCUACCACAGAACCUACAGAAGAGGCGGUCAGAUUAGAAGAUCAACAGAGCCAGCACGCUGAUGCAAUGGAUGCAGACGUGGUGCAGGAACUGGUGCCUAAAUUUGAACACACUGAUGAGCCAGCAACUGAUGCUCUUGAAGUGCUGAAUCAAGAAUCUUCUGAAGAAAUUGAUGGCUCAGUGAAUCAAAAGACUGAAGAAACAGCCCACCAGAGCAACAUGCCAGCAUCUGAAGAGAAAAUGCCACAAUCUGACGCGACAACAAGGGAGCCACCUGUAACUAUUCACGUGCAGAAUCAGGAAUCAUCAGGAGAAAGAGAAGCUAUAGUAGAAGAAAGAGAAGUUGCUGAAGCAGUUGAUACUGAAGCACCAGUGCAACAAAGCAGUGUUGCUUUUGAGGAGGCAGUUCCAGAAGAUCAACAUUAUUUAGGUGUUACAAAUAACACAGUGCAGGAAGACACAGUGGAAGCUACUGGGCAAACAGAAGAUGAUCAUCAAUACCAGGAACUAGGACCAGAAAAUACAACUGAGAACACACAACCUGCAAGCAUGGCAAACAUUCCGGAUGUUGAGGUUAUAACUGAAGCACCAUCUGUAAUUCAAACACCUGUGGAGAUCAAUCUGGACAUCUCUGAUGCCAUUCCAGAUACUACCGAUGGAAAGACAGAAGCAGAUGAGCCAGCUAAAGCACAUGCUGAUGUUCAUCCUGACAAGAAAGAGAGCUUUCUAAAAGAUACAUCUACUGCAGAACCUACAGAAGAGGUGGUCAAAGUAGAAGAUCAGCAGAACCAGCAAGCUGAUGCAAUGGAUGCAGACGUGGUGCAGGAAGAGGUGCCUAAAUCUGAAUACGCUGAUGAGCCAGCAACAGAUGCUCUUGAAGUGCUGAAUCAAGAAUCUGCUGAAGAAACUGAUGGCCCAGUGAAUGAAAAUACUGAAGAAACAACCCACCAGAGCAAUAUGCCAGCAUCCGAGGAGGCAAUGCCAGAAUAUGACGCGACAAGGGAGCUACCUGUAACUAUUCAAGUGCAGAACCAGGAAUCAUUGGAAGAAAUAGAAGCCAAAACUAUAGAAGAAAGAGAAGUUGCUGACGCAGUUGAUACUGAAGCAACAGUGCAACCAAGCAGCUCUGCUUUGGAGGUGGCAGUUCCUGAAGAUCAACAUAAUUUAGGUGCUACAAAUAACACAGUCCAGGAAGAGACACUGAAAGCUAUUGGGCAAACAAAAGAUGGUCAGCAAUACCAAGAUCUAGGACCAGAAAAUGCAACUGAGGACACACAACCUGCAAGCAUGGCAAACAUUCCUGAUGAGGUUAUAACCGAAGCAUCUUCUGGAGUUCAAACUCCCGAGGAGAUCAAUCGGGACAUCUCUGAUGCCAUUCCAGAUACUACUGAUGGAAACACAGAAACAGAUGAACUAGUUAAAGCAGAUGGUGCUAUCCAUCCUGACCACAAAGAGAGCUUUUCAGAAGACACAUGUAUUGCAGAACCUACAGAAGAGGUGAUAAAAUUAGAAGAGCAACUUGAUCAGCAAGCUGAUGCGAUAGAUGCAGAUGUGUUGCAGGAAGAGGUGCCUAAAUCUGAACACGCUGAUGAGCCAGGGGUUGAUGCUCAAGAAGUGCUGAACCAAGAAUCUACUGAAGAAUCUGACGGCCUGGUGAAUGUAAAGACUGAAGAAACUGAGCACAAGAGCAACAUGGUGGUCCCUGAGGACACAAUGCCAGAACAUGAUGCACAAAUGAGGGAGUCAUCUGUAAAUAUUCAAGAACAAAGCCAGGAAUCAGUAGGAGAUGCUGAAGCAGAGAUGCAACAAAGUAGUGUUGCUUUUGAGGAGACAACUCCAGAAAACCAUGUAGCAACCACAGAUCCAUGUUCUGAAAUCCAACAUGCACAUCACGUGGAACCAGAGGAAAUCAAUGUCCCUGGAGAUGCCAAAGAUGAUGAGAUCACCAACAUGAGCAAUACCGAAAAUCCAGUUCAAGAUAAUAUUCUGCAGAGUGGGCCAACAAUAGAUACACAACCAGUUCAGGAGUUGGAACAAGAUAAAACAGAUGAAGCUUCUAACCAGAAUCAUGUUGUUGUCUUCAAUGACCUAGCUCAGGAAGAUGCUACAGCAACAAGUGAGCCACAAGUGACUGAAACAGAAGAACUAAAGGACAUUGAAGCAACUGAAGCUGAAGAAAUCACCAAACUUGACCAUGUUACUCCUUCCAAGGAACUUGCAGUAGAAAAUGAUUCAACAACAGAUGAACCAGAUAAUGGUGAAAUCCAUCAAACCCUUGAACGAGAUUUGGUUGAAGUUAAGGACACUGAAACUUACCAUGAAAAAACUAUAUCUACUUCAGAGGACACAGUGGAAGAUAAUGUAGCAGCAGAUGAGCCAAGUUGUGGUAGUCAAGAAGUAGAUAAUGCAGACAUAGCUGAGAAUACUGCAGAAGUCUCUGAUGUGGUGAUUGUUGAUGAGGCAAUUGAACAGAAUGUGCUACAGACUGAGGAUAUCACUGAAACGCAUAAACAGGAGCUAGAACCAGAAGAAAUGAAGAGCACAGAACCUGUUGAAUCAGAGGAAGCUUCUAAUCAGAGGAAUGCUGCACAAUUCGAUUAUUCAGCUCAAGAAGAUAAUAUACAGGAAAGUGAGAUGCAGCAGACAGAGUCAGCAACAGAAAUAAAGGAAACUGAACCCACUGAAGUCGAAGCAGUUCCCCGAGAAAGCAACACCUGUGUUUCAGAGGAGCCUUCUCAAGAAGAUCAUAUAAAAGAAAGUGAAACAAGUUGUGACAAUCAAGAAGUAAACAUCACAGAAUCUUCAGAAGUAAUUGAUGGUCAGAAAGAUAUCAUAACUGGAGGGAUCUCUGACCAAAGCAACACAGCUUCUGCUGGGGGUUCAGCUGAAGAAAGCAAUGUCCCUGAAGGCGAGCCACCUGCUGAUAUACAGGCUGUGCAGGAACUGGGAUCAGAGGAGAUAAAGAACACUCAAAUUGAUGAAGUGAAUGAAAAAUCCCUUGAAAUGAAUGCUACUGUCUUUCAGAUGCCAACUCAAGUAGAAACUCCGGCCACAACCGAAUUGCAUGAAUCAACAGAGGUGAGCAACAUUGAAGCCACAGAAGUGCACAGAAACCCCCACCAAAGUGAUGCUGCUGCUCAGUCAGAGGAGCAGGCAACAGAAGAAAUAUCAAGCAGUAUGAAACCAGAACCAAUCGAAGAUAAUGACACUGAAGCCACCGAAUCUCAAAGUACCUCCCAGGAAAAAAUAAUCUCUACCGCUGAGGAGUCUGUCCCAGAAGAAACAGCAGCAGAAGAUAAUGUAACCACUGAACCAGACAUUGAUCACCAACAACUUCAGGAUCAAGAAUCUGCUGACAUCAAGGAAAUUGAAGCUGAUAAAUCUCAAGAAAUUGCCUCAUCUAACACUCUUUCUUCUGAGGAGUUCACAUCAACAGAACCAAGUUCUGACACUCAAGCAGACAAUUCACAGUUAGCAGAAGAAACUGAGGAUACAGAAAAUGUGAAAAGCAAUACUGCUCUUGUUGAGGCAGCAGCUCCAGAAACAGAUGCAACUGCUGAUACAUCAUCUUUCCACGAGGCAGAUCUAGAAGAGACCAAGGACACAGGAACAAUUGAAACAGAGGAUGUUAUGACAUCAAGUGACUAUACAUCAGAAAAGAUCCUGGAAACCAUGGAGACUGAAGCAGUCCCUCAUGAGAGUAAUGUUGCAGAUAUAAAGGAGAGCACUGAAGACGAUACUUCAACACCAAAUGCCCCACGUACUGGUAGUGAACCUGUUCGUGAACUAGAAUCAGUUGAAGACAGCACUGACACAACGGAACAUCCAGGAGAGACCCAUGGUUCUACUUCUGAUGAUCAUACUCCAACAGAAGAAAAUACAUCAGUAACAGACCCAUCUUUUAACACACAAGAAGUGCAGAAUCUGACAUCUCAAGAAAUCAAGGACAGUGAAGAUGACAAAACUGAAGAAUUCUCACAUAUCAGUAGCUUUCCUACUCCUGGAGAGGCAGAUCAAGUACCAAGAAUUGAACCAACUCCUGAUGUCCAAGAAGUACAAGAACUGGGCUUAACAGAAGAAACAAGAGAUAUUGAAGCCAUGGAACCAGAAGAUCAGCAAGAACACAUAGUUUCUACCCUUGAGAAGCCAGCAGUAGAUGGUGAGCCAAAUGGUGAUGAUCAGCAGGUUCAUGAGGACAAACUACCAGAAGUGGAAGACAAUAAAGCAAUUGAAGUUGAUGAAGCCUCCAAGCAAAGUAAUAUUGCCACUCCUGAUAAUGCAGCUGGAGAAAGGAAUGAACUGGAAAGUGAUCCAGAUUCAUAUGCCCAGCCAGCAGAACAGGUAGAAUUAUCAAUAGACAAUGAGAACAACAAGCUUGUAAAGGCAGAAGAAACCUCAGACCAAAGCAGCACUGUCGCCCUUGAAGAAAGAACAGAAGAUUCUGUUGCAAGUGAAAUUGACCCACCUGUUGACAUUAAACAAGAGCAACCAGUGGAAGAAAUCAAGGGUGUCGAUGCCACUGAAGCUGAAGAAGACUUUCAUACAAGCCAAGCUGAUGCAAUAGAGAAACUAGCUUCAGACAAUAAUAUAGCAACAAUAGAACCGACUUAUGAUAUUCAGCAAGUGGAUGACUUGGAAGCAACGGAGGAAAAGCAGAGAGUUGAAGCCAUUAAUGAUGGAGAACAAUCCAAUAUUGCUGUCUCAGAGGAACCAACUCCAACAGAUAAUGGAGCAACACCAGAAGAUCAACAUGUAGAAUCAAAUGAAGGAACGAUGGGGAAUGAAACUGACAAUGUCAUUUUGGCACACGGAAUCAAAGAUGAAAUACAGAAGUCGACAGAACUAAAGGAUGAUCCAUGUGAUUUGGGCGAAACUGUUUUCACAACUCAGAGUAGUGAGAACUUGAUUGAUGAAGAUGUUGUUCAAACUUCUGUGAGCGAUACAGUGGAGACUUCAAACAAUAUCUAUCAAGUCAAAGAAGAGCCAAAUGCUGGAACUGAACAUAAUUCAAGCCAAAUGGCAAGUGAGCAUAAUGGAGAGAACACAACUCAUGUUCAAGAUAGAGAUAUAGACGUGCAAAUUCUCACAGAAAGUGGCAAUGCAGACGCAUCACAGGCUUUAUUUGAAAAUGAUCCUCAGGCAGCACAAGAUACUACAGAAAAAGAUGAUACAACAAAAGGUAGUGAACAAACCAUUCAUCACAAUAGCAGGCAACAUUGUGAUGUAGCACUUCAACAACAAAGUUGUGAGACAGAUGCCUUAUCCAUUUUGGAACAAGAUGAGGCUCUGCAAAAGAUUGACUCAGAUCAAAAGCAGAAAGAAGAUGAGGAGAUUGAAAGUCAGAAUGAUGAACUUCAGAUAGAUGAACAGAAACAUGAAGACAAGAGGGAUGAUUUAACCACAGAACCACUAGUGGAGUACCAGAAUUUCGAAAAUGGAGCUACAAACAAGACAAAAGACAAUGAUGCAUUCGAGGCUGAUCAAACAAAGGCAGUCAUUAGUGGGAUUCUCAAGAAUGAAGCCACCCCAAGCAUUAUGGAUAUGAAGGUUGAAAACACUAAGGAAACAAGGGAAGGAAUUGAAGAUGAUGAUGAUGCCAAAAAUGAUAACAAAGAAGAGCAUGAGAAUGCAGAAAACGAUGAUGUAGUAGCAAAAACUUCUACUAGUGACCAAGCCGAAACAACUGAUGAAAUUAGAAAAGAAGAGAUCGAACCUGGUUUGGUAUCAUCUGUUCAAGAAGCAUCUGAUCCAGCUCCUUCAAAAGACAAAAUACUAGAGAAUGAUCUUGUUCAUGUCAUUCAAGCAUCAGAGAAAGAGAUUGCAGAUGAAAUAGAAGAAAGUAAAGAAAUACAUGAAGACAAUGCUAUUUGUCAUGAUGAACUACAGACAAAUUCUGAAAAGGAAGAAUCGCCUCAACUGCGUUCCAAUGAACCAUACAAUGUGGAUGCUAAAAUUGAUGCAACACCUCUAUGCGAAGAAAUAAUCCAUGACAAUGCAAGUAUAAAGCCUAGAGAAACUGAAGAGAUAGGAGAAAACAAGGGACUCGACUCCACUUCUGAACCUUCUGUAGAAUCAUCCAUACAGAAUAAUGUUGAGGACUCAAGCAAUCAUCACGAGGUUGAAGAUGAAAAACUUUCAAUGUCUGAGAAAAAUGAUGUAGAUACUGAAGCUAUGCAAGAAAAAAAUGACGAAUCUGCUGCAGAUUUAAACCAAACAGAACAAUGUCAAGAAGAAAUUAAUGCAGAUGAUGUUCUGCAACUUGAAACAGAAGAAAAUUCAUUUGACAAGAUUGAAGAAACUGCUUCACAUGAGGAAACAGAGAUAAGCAGUACAACAGCCACUGAAGCAGUAACAAUCAAUGACGAUAUUACUGACAAGGUUAGCGGAGCUGAUGGAGCACCGUCUAACGGAAGUCUCAAGACCUUUACUGACACUGGAAGGGAUCUUGAUGUUUCAUUGGUAAUUACAACAUCAAAGGAAGAAAGUGUGAAUGACAAUAUGGAAAACCUCAAUCUUGACCUUCCUGGACAUCCGGCACAGGAUGACAACACCCCUGAAAAGGUGCUCAGCUUAGAGGAAACAGAAAGAGAGGUGCCUUUGUCAGAGAACCUCCUUCAAACUGAACCAGGAGAGAAUCAAAUUCCCAAUGAACAGGAUGAAAAGGACAAACAAGAUGAGAAUCAAACCCCAAAAGAAAGGAAUGAAGAGGACGUGCAAGAUACAGAAUUUGGAGAGGCUAAGAAAGAAGUUGAACAAGAAUUACCUGUCUCCCAUUUUCUGAUGAAUCUAAUAUUGGGAAAAGAGAGCAGUGAUGCAAAUGAAGAUUCAGAAUCUAAGGCUGCAAGGAAGCAAGGUGAAGCGACAGAAGAUGGCAGCUGCGCGUUCAUUUCUAAACAAGAAGAAAAUCUGCAGUCACUUCCUACAGAAAAUAAGGUGGAUGACAAUCUCACCUUUGUUGAACAAGAAAAACAUGAAGUUAAAUGCCCUGAAGAAACACAGGAAAUGGUCAAAGAACAAAGUGAUGAUCUUAAGAUGGACACAGAAAGAUCAAUUAAAACUGAUGAGGAUAUCAAAAAGAACACUCAUGAUUUGGAAAUACCAGCAUACCAAGACAAUACCCAGGAUGAGAUUUCUGGUGAAUUGCUGACAGGAGAAGCAGCUGGUGUUUCUACAAAAAUGGAAACUAGAGAUAUUGAUAUUUCGAGUGUUGAGCUGGAUGACAGAGCAGUUGGUACUGUGUGUCAGGAAAACAUGGAGGAAUCAACAAAAACUGAAAAUGGAAGCUUGAGGAGUAGCCUGAAUGACUCAACAAACACAAAGGCUCCCAAAGAGGAUACUCUAGGAGAAGAACAAACAGGACUCGUGCUUGAAUCUUUACCUGAAGACAAAAGUGUUGAUGCAGUGUCUGAGCAAGCACCUUUGUUGACAGAAUCAGGAAUGACUGAUGCCAAUGACUUGUCUAGCGAUACUGCAAGUGUUCAGAACCCUGUGUCUGCAAAAGAAGACAAACCCACUGAAUCUGCCAACAUUGAGGCCACAUGUUCUACUGAUAUUCAACUGGAGAACGAAGAAGUAGAUAAGAACGAAGAGGAGCAGCAUGCAAACACAGCCACAGAUGAAGUUUCUGAAGAGAAUGUAGAAAGUUCACAUGUAAAUCUGCAGAAAAUCACAAGCUCCGAAGUAACAUCUAAUGAACUAGCAACUCAAAUUACUGAACCAGUUUGUGACACUCAGACAAUUUUGGCUCAUGAAAAGGAAAUAUCUGAAGAAAACUUUCCAACAGCAGUCGAAAUUCAGGCUGAUGGUCCAAACUUGCAGAUCAACCAAGAUAAGCAAGAUGAAGUGGCUGACAACGAAUCUGCAAUGGAGCUUGAAAAGGUUGGGGAAUCUAAUUUUCAGGAACACCAGGAAAUUGGUACUGAGCAAAAGUCUCCUGAAGAGAUUGAUGAAGGAGGCCAGCAACUUUUGGCUAAGAAAGAGAUUCUGACCCAUGAACUAGAUGUGCAUGAGACAGUCGAAAGUCCUCAGCAAACAGUGAGCAUAAAAUCCAAUGAAGACCAGGAACUGUUUGAUCCAAAGGUCCAGGAACGUGAUCUCAAUGUAGUUUCACCCAGAGAAGCUUCUGAGGCUGAAGAAAACUUUGUGGACGUAAGCAAGCUCUGGCUGAUUCAGAGUCCAGAGGCUGAUGCAGAACAGAGUCCAAAGGCUGAUGCAGAAGAGAGUAUUUAUGACGAGAAGAUAAAGGACAUAGAGGGAACUAAGAAUUUCACUGAUGAAGCAGCAAUGAAAACUGAAGCACCAGGAGCAGCCCAGAAGGCACUUAAAAAACAAAGCCUAUUGUCUGGUGUGGGAUCAAAGGUAAAGCACCAACUUGCAAAAGUGAAGAAAGCCAUCGUAGGCAAACCUGGGCGCACAAAACCAGAAUCUCCGAAGGCAUAAAACUUCACUCGCCUUACAACAUGUACAUUAUUGUAUUGUUUGUAGUCUUGUGAGCCAUUUAUUUAGGUGGUAGAAUGUUUGCGAUGGGCUAGGAGAAGGUCCUCUUUGCAACCAUCCCAUUGGAAUUCUGUGAUGUUGCAGACGUUUGUCCCCCCCCCCCCCCCCCCUCGAGAGUAUGUUGAAGAUGUUUGUAAAUAUGUCUAGUGUGUAAGGUAGAAUCGAGGACAUGGACUUGGUCAAUUGCUUGUAUUCUUUGUUGAUAUGCACAAGCAAUUUGUGGUCAUGAUGCAGCAUAUUCUUCACUUUACUCAA